AUGUUGGACCAGAGUUUUACAAGAAUUUCUGUAACAAUCUUGAAGAUAUCAUCUGGAAACCACCUAACGAACAACAACAGCAUGGGAAAUCCAAAAUCACCAAAACAAAGAGCAAACACCAUUAGAUCCCUUGGAAGCCAGGCCAACACUAUUGUAGUUACACCCAUCUCUUUCUACCUCCAAAAGAAUGAACUGGAAGGUAAUUCUUUGGGGACAUCAAUGCAGUUUGACACCUUUGGAUUUACUGUAGCAGAAGUGGCUAGGAAGCAGGUUGAGAAAGGAAAAAAUGAGAGGUGUCUGAUUGAUGCUGAAAUUGGGAUGGCGUCGUGGUCACUCAAUAAAGAGUUCAAAAACUGGUUCACUUUUUGGAUGGUUCGUUGGGUGUCUCUGCUUAUGAUGCUGAGAAGAACUGCAUGUGCCUCUUCGUAUCAUCAAAAGCAACCCCUUAUAAAUCAGCAUGUGCCUCUUCGUGUCACCAUUGAAGCCAUGGCAAAGGCUUUUGGUGUCACAGUCGAUUUCAUUGAUCUGGGGAAACAAGGAGCUGUCACGAUUCAUUGCAGCAGGGAAGCUUCAUUGCAAGAUCAACAAAGUAGCAGGUGUUUUGGAAACCAACCGCCUAGAUGCAAAGAAUGCUCUUUAUCAAAUCUUAGUAUAGUUAUUCUCUAA
Molecule: messenger RNA, 666 nt
Organism: Lactuca saligna
Lineage: Eukaryota; Viridiplantae; Streptophyta; Magnoliopsida; Asterales; Asteraceae
Source: the annotation of a GenBank genome assembly